AUGACUCCAAAGGAUCAAAAUCUGAACCUCAGCGAUCCUUCUUUUCAGGACGAAAUCUUACAAGAGGUGAGUUUCACCCUGCUCUUGAAGAACCAACUCAGUAAUGAUACAAACAUUACAGACCUCUUCUCCUGGUCUGGGUCCUAGUCUGUUGUGGAUGACCUCCUCUCUGGUCUGGGUCUUAGUCUGUUAUGGAUCAUCUCCUCUGGUCUGGGUCCUAGUCUGUUGUGGAUCAUCUCCUCUGGUCUGGGUCCUAGUCUGUUGUGGAUGACCUCCUCUCUGGUCUCGGCCCUAGUCUGUUGUGGAUCAUCUCCUCUGGUCUGGGUCCUAGUCUGUUGUGGAUGACCUCCUCUCUGGUCUGGGUCCUAGUCUGUUGUGGAUGACCUCCUCCCUGGUCUGGGUCCUAGUCUGUUGUGGAUUACCUCCUCUCUGGUCUGGGUCCUAGUCUGUUGUGGAUGACCUCCUCUCUGGUCUGGGUCCUAGUCUGUUGUGGAUGACCUCCUCUCUGGUCUGGGUCCUAGUCUGUUGUGGAUGACCUCCUCCCUGGUCUGGGUCCUAGUCUGUUGUGGAUGACCUCCUCCCUGGUCUGGGUCCUAGUCUGUUGUGGAUGACCUCCUUCUCUGGUCUGGGUCCUAGUCUGUUGUGGAUGACCUCCUCUCUGGUCGGGUCCUAGUCUGUUGUGGAUGAGCUCCUCUCUGGUCUGGGUCCUAGUCUGUUGUGGAUGACCUCCUCUCUGGUCUGGGUCCUAGUCUGUUGUGGAUCAUCUCCUCUGGUCUGGGUCCUAGUCUGUUGUGGAUCAUCUCCUCUGGUCUGGGUCCUAGUCUGUUGUGGAUGACCCCCUCUCUGGUCUCGGUCCUAGUCUGUUGUGGAUCAUCUCCUCUGGUCUGGGUCCUAGUCUGUUGUGGAUGACCUCCUCUCUGGUCUGGGUCCUAGUCUGUUGUAGAUACCCUUCUCUCCUGGCAGUGACCCCACUCUCCGAGGGUGUUUCAGGGAGAGUGGGAUAUUCAAAAAACACAUUUCCAAUUCACACAUGCAUAUUAAAAGACACGUGUACAUGUGUUAAAUAGGACAUAUAUAAGCAUCAUCUCCCCAUAGAGUCAAAGGAUUGAAGUCAAGAACGUGUCAGUAUAGCAGGAAGGAAUGGUAGUUGUAGAUCUUCAGAAAGACUAUUACAGAAUAAUAUAGUCUCUAUCUGUCUGUCUCUGUGUGUGUGUGUGUGUGUGUGUGUGUGUGUGUGUGUGUGUGUGUGUGUGUGUGUGUGUGUGUGUGUGUGUGUGUGUGUGUGUGUGUGUGUGUGUGUGUGUGUGUGUGUGUGUGUGUGUGUGUGUUUGUGCGUGUUUCUCCAGAUAAGGAACAAGCUGAAGGAGCAGGGGUUACCUGCAGACACCAAACUGACAUGGAAAAAGCAGCCCGAUGGGAAGGUCUUCAACAAGGAGAAAGAGGGGUCUCCCAAGAAAGAAGAGGAGGAGGAGAAGAAGAUGAAGAAGAGGAUGAUGACAAAGAGAGAACUCUAA
Messenger RNA from Coregonus sp. 'balchen', 1514 nucleotides. Lineage: Eukaryota; Metazoa; Chordata; Actinopteri; Salmoniformes; Salmonidae. The record is from the annotation of a GenBank genome assembly.